Molecule: messenger RNA, 6152 nt
Organism: Dicentrarchus labrax (European seabass)
Lineage: Eukaryota; Metazoa; Chordata; Actinopteri; Moronidae
Product: seizure protein 6 homolog
Exons: 16
Coding region: 288-3389 (1033 amino acids)
Biological process (GO): regulation of dendrite development; synapse maturation
Cellular component (GO): dendritic spine; endoplasmic reticulum; neuronal cell body
Source: RefSeq, a predicted model, not a curated record
CCUCGGCUGCCUCCGACUGCUCACAUAGCUACGAAUCCGCUUACUGAGCGUCCAAAUUAAAAAGGCACCUCCGCGUUUCACUUGAUUAUUCUCGACUGUCUUCACUCCGCGAACCUUAACGGAAGUGCAACAACAAGCCGCACGGCUCGGUUUAUGUUUCGCACUCGUUCAGAUUCUCGCUUUGCUUCUUGUUAUUAUUAUUAUUUUUUCAGCCCUGGAAGUAUUCUUUCUCAACACAAGGACGUGUUUUUGUAGCUACGCGAAGAGCGACCUCGACUUUCGUAGACAUGUGUGUGAGACGAGACUGUCAAUUCAAGAGCCUCUUCGCGGUUUUGGUUCUGGCCGCUGCCGUGGCCCAAAUACAUGGACAAGUCUUAGGUCCCAAGGAUAUCAGUCAGAGGACAAUGGACCCAGACAGGGACUCAUCAACAAUGGACAGAGAGAGCGAAGUCCAUGCUGUCACCACUGUCUCACCAAUGAACGUCCCCAACCACCAGCCUGUCCUCAAGGGCCUGUUGCUUCAUGAGCACCUACUUACACGGGACUUCCAGGGUGACCAGCACUUUUUUAGGAGGGAUGGCUCUGUGGCCGCCUAUUCCACCAUGCCAGGCUCUGUGUCUGCCUCAGAUGCAAAAGACCCUGUCACUCAGUUGGUGCCCCACGAGGAUGCCCCAGCCUUCUCAGACAUUGCCUCUACUGCCACCGUGGCUGCCACCUCCCCACUGACCACAUUUUCUCCUACAACACCAAGGCCGCCCAUGUCUCUCCCUCAAAAGAAGAUAUCUAAAGAGAGGACCAGGGGGGAAGACAAGGUAGAACCAACAACAGACUCCCUCACUACUCAAGUGACCCCCAACAAUAGAGGUUCAGUCAGUGAAAACAACCCAGUGGCUUCCUUAUCCUCGCAGAGAAGUCGGCCUCAAAGUUGGAGUGCUUUUCCCGCAGAGGGAACCCUUGCACCUUCCUCAAUGAGGGUGGAGAAAGGGGAUGCUAGGGAAACAGCAGUGAAAAACAAAACCAGCCCAGAUCAUCCACUCCUCAACCCAACUUCAGCAUCCAGAGAAGAGGGUACCACCAUGACGUCCACAACCGUUACCACAACAACCACCAUCACCACCGUGCAAACAGCAGAACCAUGCAGUCUGAAUUUCACUGACCCUGAGGGUAACAUCGAAAUUCUGCAGCAACUUGACUCUGGAGUGGAGUGUAACUACUUGGUUACGGUCUACCUGGGAUAUGGCAUUGAGGUUCAGGUGCUAAAUGUGAGUGUGUUGGAGGGGGAGCAGGUGACAGUGGAGGAUACAGGUGGCCGAGAACCAUUCAUCCUUGCCAAUGAGUCAGUCUUGAUGAGGGGCCUUGUACUACGCAGCUGGAGCAACCAGAUCUCCAUCCGAUUUCGUAGCGACCAACAGCACAACUCCGGGUUCGUCCUGCUGCACUACCAAGCCUUUGUGCUGAGCUGUGCGUUCCCCAAAGAGCCUGCUGGCGGAGAAGUUUCUGUGACGCACCUCCAUGCUGGCGGAGAAGCCUUCUUCCGCUGUUUCACGGGCUACAAGUUGCAAGGCCCCAAAAUGCUUACCUGUCGCAAUGCAACCACACCUUACUGGAGUGGAAAGGAGCCCCGAUGUGUGGCAUCCUGUGGGGGAAUGAUAAAAAAUGCCACCUACGGUCGUAUCGUCUCGCCGGGUUUCCCUGGCAACUACAGCAACAAUCUGACAUGCCACUGGGUCCUGGAGGCCCCUGAAGGCCACCGGCUUCACAUUCACUUUGAGAAGGUGGCUCUGGCAGAGGACGAUGACAGGCUGCUGAUAAAGAAUGGCAACAACAUAGACUCUCCCCCUGUGUACGACUCAUAUGAGGUAGAGUAUUUGCCCAAUGAGGGCGUGCUCAGUACUGGACGUUACUUGUUUAUAGAGUUCACCACAGACGGGACAAUGACCUCCACUGGUGCAGCCAUCAGAUACGAAGCUUUUGCAAAAGGUAUGUGCUACGAGCCCUUUGUGAAGUACGGCAACUUCAGCAGCAGUGACUCUACCUACGGUGUGGGUGCAGUGGUAGAAUUCUCAUGUGACCCUGGCUACACCCUGGAGCAAGGCUCCGUAGUGAUAGAGUGUGUGGACGCACAAAACCCCCAGUGGAAUGAGACUGAGCCGGCUUGUAGGGCUGUGUGCAGCGGGGAGAUCACAGACUCUGCCGGUGUGGUGCUGUCUCCUAAUUGGCCUGAGGCCUAUGACAAGGGGCAGGACUGCAUCUGGGGCAUCCAUGUGGAAGAGGACAAGAGGAUCAUGCUUGACAUCCAAGUUCUCCAUGUUGGCAAGAAUGACCUGCUGACCUUCUAUGAUGGUGAUGACCUGACAGCGAACAUCCUGGGCCAAUACAGUGGCACACGGCCACACUUCAAGCUCUAUACCUCCAUGGCUGAUGUCACAAUUCAAUUUCAGUCAGAUCCUGCCACCAACAUCUAUGGCUACAACAAUGGUUUUGUGGUCCACUUCUUUGAGGUGCCGAGGAACGAUACCUGCUCUGAGCUGCCGGAGAUCACCAACGGCUGGAAGAGCACAUCUCACCCUGACCUCAUCCAUGGCACUGUCAUCACCUACCAGUGCUACCCUGGAUUUGAGCUGGUAGGCUCUGAGAUCCUCAUGUGCCAGUGGGAUCUCACUUGGAGCGGUGACGUGCCAAGAUGUGGGGAAGUUAUGACAUGUCAGGACCCUGGAAAUGUGGAGCACAGUCAUAAGGUGAUCACGGGAAGCCGCCUCACCGUUGGAUCGACAGUGCAGUUCAUCUGUAAUAAAGGCUACGUCCUGUCUGGCAACAGCCUCCUCACCUGCUACAACCGAGAUUCAGCCACACCCAAGUGGAGCGAGAGGCUUCCCAAGUGUGUCCCUGAAAAGUAUGAGCCAUGCAGGAACCCUGGUGCUGCCUCCACUAGUGUGCAGAGCUCUGAAAAGGCGUUUUACCAAGCAGGGGAGAUGCUGACCUUCUCCUGCCACUCAGGGUAUGAGCUUCAGGGUGACGCCACCAUCUACUGUAUCCCUGGACAUCCGUCGCAGUGGAAUAGCACUCCCCCUGCCUGCAGAGCAUCCUCAACUCAAUAUGUGAACGAACGCAGGCUAGAUGUUGUUAAUAUGGAUUAUGGCAUGGAGGGAACCAAUAUUGCCCUUGCAGUUUUUAUUCCAACUGCAAUCAUCUUGGUGGUUGUCCUUGGGAUUUAUGUCUACUUUGCCAAACUCCAAGGGAAGUCUAUCAGAAUGCCAACAUCCUCGCCACCGUAUGACAACAUGACAGAAGAGUCAGCUUUCGACAACCCUGUGUAUGAGUGCGGAGUAAGUACAGAUGUCAUGAACAUGCGAGACGUGGAUUCACAGAACACCAGUGUGCUGUCCUGAUCCUUUCCCAUCUGGCUGCCAUCCUGUCAUCAUCUCAUAUUUCACCAGCAGAGGGCUCCCUCCGCCUCACCUUUCAUCACCUCAUCAAUCAUCAGUAAAAGCUAGUGGUCUUAGCUGAUGAUGUUGCUCUUAAGAAUAUAAAGGAAGGACACUUUACCUCACCUCACUGUGUGGUCAGAGGUCAGUUUUCUUCCUGGAUUUCCAUACAUCAUCCACCUGGAGGAGUGAGAGUGACAUGUUAGGCUUGCAGUCCAUCAUUCUCAUUGUGGUAUGACAUCUCUUACCCAUGUCAUAUAAAUGUAUCAUGUUGCAUGCUGCAAUCACAGUAUUAUUCAUUCAUAGAUGUACCUGUGCUAAUUGUAUCACAAAGAUAGAGGAGGCCAUAUAGCCAUAGGCUUCUAUGUGAAUGUAUGGAUGCACGACAUCUCCUGUUUGUUUUUAUUUUCAUGUACUGGUCUCAAUUGUGACUGGAGCGUCCUCUCAUCCUUUUCCCCCUGCUCCUUCAGCACUGGCAGUCUCAUUCUAGAUACUAAACCCUGUCAGUCUGUCAACCUUGGCUGUACUGCUGAAGAACUAUGAGGUGAGAUCUUGCUGAGGGCAUAUCUCACUCACCUGAGUCACCUGUCUGUCAUGUUUUGACUACCUCUCCCAACCUGCACACACAUUCUGGUUUUAAUGCAGCAUAGUUUUCUACAAAUCCUCCAGUCAUUCUGCUCUUUCUUCUACUUUGAUGUCUAAAACCACAUUUCUGUAAUUACAGACUAUGAUAGGUACACAGAACCACUGGAUAGAAAGAAUUUGAAACACAAUGCUAGUGCAGUCCUGGGAUAUAUGGCAUACACAUCUUGUUUGUAUACACCUAAAAUAAUGGAUAAAAGAUUAGGAGAGAUUUCACAUGAAUGAAAACUUUAUACCUAUAUGUUUCUCUUUUUUGGUACGAUGACAAUUGUAUAUGUGUGAUUGUAACAUCUACAUUACAUGCAUACUGGUCAUAUUUAGUUUUAUGUGUUUUAGUGUCUUUAAAGUGUUUACCUUAUACAACUUAUUAUUUUGUUAAUUGCAUGUUUCUUAAGAAAAGAUUGAUGUAAUAACUAAAGUUGCCAACAGAUAAAUAUACAAAAAAUAAGGAAUAAUUGGGAAAAAGAAAUGUCAGACUAUAGUUAAAACCUGAUCCAUAUGGUACCACUUUCAAAAUACUACAGAUAGUGUUUUUUUCCUGCAGUAGUCAUUAGUUCAUGUGUUGUUUAUCAUUUGUGAAAAUUUCAGAUAAUAAAUGGUAAUGGCAAUUAAUAGUGGUCCACCAAAGUAACAUAUCCAACACUUUCUAUUGUCAGUAUGUAAUUAGUUCUGUUUCUGUUGUGUUCAUACCAAAUUCUUGUUAAGGCACUGUUUUCUCAUUUCAGGUUAAUCAAAAUGUACAAGACAAUACUGAUAAACAGUAUUUCUUUCAUAAUAAGUCAUUAUUAUGCCAACACUAUAAAGUACAUGCAUUUUUCUACCCUCACAGGUCAUUUUGCAUGUAUGACAAAUCAGAAAGACACAAUUGCAAAUUAAAAACAUAUAUUUGUUUUUAAUAUUUCAAAGUUUAUCUGUUGUAUUGUAAAUGUUUCUUUGUGCAUCACAAAUUGUACAAUCCUCCACCAUUGUGAUUCCAUUUUAACGGAUAUAUUUGUCUGAUCUUUACAGGUCAAAUGAAAAAGAUUAAGAGGUGUCCAUUUAGAGACCUUAAAGCAAGAAUUGCUCAAGCUUUGCCUUUUGGGACCCUCUCUGCACUGCUCAUCUUUUCCUCCAACCUUUUUGUUCCCCAAUGAUUUCUUUCCAUUUUCCCUUUGUGUGGAUUACUGUAAAUAUGUCUUUCUUUCGACGGUCAAAUCUGUGAGUCUGUGGAUCACCAUGGUGAUAUUUUUAUAAAGUAAAUUGCUGAUGACCGUUGGUGAUUGUAUGUUUUUGAGUACUUUUUGAUGCCCCAAGCCAGUAGCAAUUAGAGAUUGAGGGAAUUUGAUUGUUGAGAUCUGUUGGAUACAAAUUCUCCAUCACCCAACACUCUUUGGAAAUUUGCCAUCAUGACUUUCUUUUCUUUCUGUGUACGGGUCUGCUAUUUGUAAAUAAACUGCCUGUCCAAUAUGAGUGCCUCACGACUGACUAUAACCUGAGAAAUCACAUGUGAAAAUGUUUGUAAAACUGGAUAUUUCGUUUUAAUUUUGUAUUUGCAGGCCUGACAUUCUUAGCACUCCACAGUGUUCAGUCUUUUCCAUCACACAGUUUCUCUUCAAGACAUAAAAACAAAUGAUGGCGGAUAUUUUCCUGCUUGCUGAUGUGUGUUCCCAAGAGCAUAGCCUCAGAGGAUUUCUCAGAUACGCAUAACUUUGUUCUUAUGUCUCACUGUAAAGUCUGCCUCAAAGUAUAAGUAGCAAUUUGUUAAUUUGUGUAUGUUCCAAAAUGUGGUUGCACCUCAGCAUUAGCACACCCUGAGAUAAAACCCUGUGAUAAUAUACAGUAAUCACAUGAUUGACCUAACUUACUGGUGCCGGCUAAAAUAGAUCCUUAUGUAACAGACAGGUUUUUACUUUGGGUCACAUUGUUGUGGUGCAUCUGCUUGUGUUAAAUUUGUAGAUAGACCUCAUAUCCUUUGUGCAUAUCCUUUAUACUCCAACAAAUAUUUCUUUCAGCAGCGCAGCUGGUGAAACCACACCCAGGAAACCAAAUCACCUUCAAAUAUCUAUAUAAUCCUCUGGUUAAUAAUAAAAUGAAUUGUUGUUUAAA